Gongylonema pulchrum is the source of this 501-nucleotide messenger RNA. Lineage: Eukaryota; Metazoa; Nematoda; Chromadorea; Rhabditida; Gongylonematidae. The record is from the annotation of a GenBank genome assembly.
AUGCUGUAUAGUGGCGCAGACUGGCUGAUAAAAAAACUCUGGGUUGUAGCAAUCCCAAAACAUUUAUGUUCCAGCGAGAUAGGAGCUGAGUACGAAAAAAUCCUGGUUGAUUGUGAUUGCCAGCUGAAAGAUUUGAUAUCCGGUUUGAGCCGUCCAUUUCGGCAUCUCGAAACAUACCCCAGUAUGUUGAACGAGCUGGAACGUGGUAUGCACGAAGCGCAUCCUGAUCGCGGUGAUACGCAGCGAGCAGCCGCCGUUUUUCGUGAUAUUGCGAAUUACUGCACAAGUUUACGAAAGCAAAAGGAAAUGCAGUUGGAGCUACUUUCCUCCGGUUCAAUUGAUGGCUUAUCCUCUGAAGCAAUGAAAAAGCUCGGUGAAAUCAUCUACAUGGCUAUCGUAUCGGUCGAUGAUGUUAAAGCUUCCACGGAUGAAGGAUUGUUUUGCGAUCGGUCAACUUUUGAUAAAAUUUUUUCUGUAAUUUUUGCAAAAAAUGAUACUUAG